CUUAUCUCUGUAAUUUUUAAUCAGGCGUCUUUAUCGCUGUUCAUGUUGUUUUUCUUUUCAUUUUUUGAACGUCUUGGAUUUUUCCUACACCUUAAGAUAACAUGGCUCCUCUCACUGAACGUGAGCGAAUACUUAUUCUUAUGAUGAAAGGCUAUGGAAAUAUGACGAGAUCUAAUGAAGAUGUACAGAUUUUAUUCAACGAUACUUUUAGGGUAGGAGCUGAACAGAUAUCCAAGUCGACUGUACAAAGGACAAUUGCACGUUUCAAUUUGAGUGGAAGUGUAAAGGAUCUUCCUAGAUCGGGUCGCCCUGUUGCAGCAACUAAUCCAGAAAAACAGCUGGAUGUUGCUCUCUCAGUUAUUGAAGAUCGUCACAGUACGGUUAGGAAAUUAAAACAGCAACAUGAUAUUAGUGUUGGAUCUACACAUAAUAUUUUGACAAAAAAUUUAAGGUUCCAUCCAUACAAAAUUAAACUUGUACAUGAACUGCUUGAAGAUGAUUCUGAUAGACGCCUUCAGUUUUGUGAAUUGAUGAUGGCCCAAAUAGAUGCUGAUGGAAAUUUAUUGAAUAGAAUUUUAUUUUCAGACGAAGCUACGUUUGAACUUAAUGGCAAUGUCAAUAGGCAUAAUUUUAGGUUCUGGAGCGAUAACAACCCAAGAUGGAUGUCUGAUACUCGCAAUACUCAAUAUCCUGAAAAAUUGAAUGUCUGGGCCGGGAUUAUUAAUAACAGAAUAGUUGGGCCCUUCUUCAUUGACGGAAAUCUUACUGCGGUGAACAAGAUGGUGCAGCUCCUCAUUAUGGCCGAGAUGUUCGUGCCUACUUAAACACAGUAUUUCCAGCGAGGUGGAUAGGGAGAAGAGGAGCUAUAGAAUGGCCAGCCAGAUCCCCUGAUCUUACACCACUUGAUUAUUUUUUGUGGGGUUAUCUCA
Molecule: messenger RNA, 929 nt
Organism: Odontomachus brunneus
Lineage: Eukaryota; Metazoa; Arthropoda; Insecta; Hymenoptera; Formicidae
Exons: 2
Coding region: 102-824 (240 amino acids)
Molecular function (GO): nucleic acid binding
Source: RefSeq, a predicted model, not a curated record